Homalodisca vitripennis (glassy-winged sharpshooter) is the source of this 514-nucleotide messenger RNA. Its product is annotated as U6 snRNA-associated Sm-like protein LSm6. The record is from RefSeq and is a predicted model, not a curated record. Lineage: Eukaryota; Metazoa; Arthropoda; Insecta; Hemiptera; Cicadellidae. Bases 184 to 426 code for a protein of 80 amino acids. The transcript is spliced from 3 exons. Gene Ontology annotation, biological process: mRNA splicing, via spliceosome; maturation of SSU-rRNA. Gene Ontology annotation, cellular component: P-body; U6 snRNP; U4/U6 x U5 tri-snRNP complex. Gene Ontology annotation, molecular function: RNA binding.
AUGUAUGAUUUUUACUGUAUUUAUUUCUUUAAUUUAAAUGUUUGGGGAAUAUAGAGUUAAGAAAAACCUGUUAAAACGAUCUAAAAACCCGUCUAAUAUUCCUGACGAAGCUAUGUAAACCGCCAUUAUUAUACCCUACAACAAAUUUUAGAGAGGGAAACUUGCAGCACAUAGGCACAAAUCAUGAGUCGCAAAGAAGCUUUGUCUCAGUUCAUUCAGCAGAUUCAUGGGCGACCAGUGGUAGUGAAAUUGAACAGUGGAGUUGAUUAUCGAGGUGUGUUGGCCUGCCUAGACGGCUACAUGAACAUUGCGCUGGAACAGACAGAAGAGUAUGUCAAUGGCCAGCUCAAGAACAAAUACGGUGACGCUUUCAUUCGAGGGAACAAUGUCCUGUACAUCAGCACUCAGAAGAGGAGAGGAGCAUAACUUUUUAUAAUUUUGUACUUUAUAUUAAUUUGUAAACUUAUCUGUAUUCCUAUAUAAUAUGUAAGUAAUAAAAACUUGUUUUAUUAUA